GAUGGCCUUGCUUUCAACGCCCUUAUCCAUAGACACAGGCCUGAUCUUCUUGACUAUGACAAGUUAGAUGAGGAUGACCCCAUAGGAAAUAUUAACCUUGCCAUGGAAAUUGCUGAAAAGCAUUUGGAUAUCCCUAAGAUGUUGGACGCAGAAGAUGUAGUAAACACUGCCAAACCUGAUGAAAGAGCCAUUAUGACUUAUGUUUCCUGUUACUACCAUGCAUUUGCUGGUGCUCAGAAGGUGAGAUUAACUCUGAAAUCAUGUCCUAAUAUUGUGAACACUCCCAAACCUGAUGAGAGAGCUAUCAUGACAUAUGUGUCCUGCUUCUACCAUGCUUUUGCUGGAGCAGAGCAGGCUGAGACUGCAGCUAACCGGAUCUGUAAGGUGCUUGCUGUGAAUCAGGAAAAUGAGAGGUUGAUGGAAGAGUAUGAGAGACUAGCAAGUGAGCUUUUAGAAUGGAUUCGCCGGACAAUUCCUUGGCUGGAAAACAGGACCCCAGAAAAAACAAUGCAGGCUAUGCAGAAGAAAUUAGAGGAUUUCCGUGACUACCGCCGCAAACACAAACCUCCCAAAGUCCAAGAGAAAUGUCAACUGGAGAUCAAUUUCAACACUCUGCAGACAAAACUGAGAAUCAGCAAUCGGCCAGCUUUCAUGCCAUCAGAGGGAAAAAUGGUUUCAGAUAUUGCCGGCGCUUGGCAGAGACUUGAACAAGCUGAGAAAGGCUAUGAAGAGUGGCUGCUGAAUGAAAUACGAAGACUGGAAAGACUUGAACACUUGGCUGAGAAAUUUAGGCAGAAGGCUUCCACUCAUGAACAGUGGGCGUAUGGCAAAGAGCAGGUCUUGCUUCAGAAGGAUUAUGAAUCUGCUUCUCUGACAGAAGUCCGCGCCAUGUUAAGGAAACAUGAAGCUUUUGAGAGUGAUUUGGCUGCUCACCAGGACAGGGUGGAACAGAUCGCUGCCAUUGCCCAGGAGCUGAAUGAGCUGGACUACCAUGAUGCUGCAAGUGUCAAUGAUAGAUGCCAAAAGAUAUGUGACCAAUGGGACAGCCUGGGAACACUUACUCAGAAACGGAGAGAGGCACUGGAGAGGACAGAGAAAUUGCUUGAAACGAUUGAUCAGCUUCACCUGGAGUUUGCCAAAAGAGCUGCUCCUUUCAACAACUGGAUGGAAGGUGCUAUGGAAGACCUUCAGGACAUGUUUAUUGUUCAUAGCAUAGAGGAAAUUCAGAGUUUAAUCUCUGCACAUGAUCAAUUUAAAGCUACAUUGCCAGAGGCAGAUGGUGAAAGACAGGCCAUACUGUCAAUCCAGAAUGAAGUUGAAAAAGUUAUUCAGAGUUACAACAUGAGAAUAAGCGCAACCAAUCCUUACAGCACUGUUACUGUGGAAGAGAUUCGUAGCAAGUGGGAAAAGGUGAAGCAGCUGGUGCCUCAGAGGGAUCAAUCCUUGCAGGAGGAACUAGCCCGCCAGCAUGCCAAUGAGCGCCUGCGUCGCCAGUUUGCUGCUCAGGCCAAUGUCAUUGGGCCAUGGAUCCAGACCAAGAUGGAGGAAAUUGCCCGCAGCUCUAUUGAAAUGACAGGGCCUUUAGAGGACCAGAUGAAUCAGCUGAAGCAAUAUGAGCACAAUAUCAUUAAUUAUAAACACAACAUUGACAAACUGGAAGGAGAUCAUCAGCUUAUACAGGAAGCCCUGGUGUUUGACAACAAACACACCAACUAUACUAUGGAGCACAUCCGUGUUGGAUGGGAGCUCCUACUUACCACCAUUGCUCGAACUAUCAAUGAGGUUGAGACUCAGAUCCUCACAAGAGAUGCCAAGGGUAUCACCCAGGAACAAAUGAAUGACUUCAGAGCAUCAUUCAAUCAUUUUGACAGGAGGAAGAAUGGAUUGAUGGACCACGAUGAUUUCAGAGCUUGCUUAAUUUCAAUGGGUUACGAUUUGGGUGAAGCUGAGUUUGCCCGAAUCAUGUCUCUGGUUGACCCCAAUGGGCAAGGAACCGUCACUUUCCAGUCCUUCAUUGACUUCAUGACCAGAGAAACGGCAGACACAGACACAGCUGAGCAAGUGAUAGCUUCCUUCAGAAUCCUGGCUUCAGAUAAGCCUUAUAUCCUGGCAGAUGAGUUACGUCGAGAGCUGCCUCCUGAGCAGGCCCAGUACUGCAUCAAGAGAAUGCCCCCGUACACCGGCCCAGGUUCUGUUCCUGGGGCUCUGGAUUACACCUCUUUUUCGUCAGCACUGUAUGGAGAGAGCGACCUCUGAAUCUGAAAUUGGCCAUAUUCAUGGUAGACACUAAAAAUACCCACCAUAUUGCCCAGAUUGCUUCUCAAAAGCUUUGACGAGCUGAUUUAAAAACGAUUUGUUUUACAAAUACAGUAGGUACCAUCAGUGUAAAGUGCUAGUAACUAAAGUAACUAGUGUAUAUUAAAGUGUGCAGCACGCUAGAUUUCUGCAUUGUUGGUUUUAGGUUGUCUGUCCUAUACAAUGCUAGAAAAUAUA
Molecule: messenger RNA, 2493 nt
Organism: Antrostomus carolinensis (chuck-will's-widow)
Lineage: Eukaryota; Metazoa; Chordata; Aves; Caprimulgiformes; Caprimulgidae
Product: alpha-actinin-2
Exons: 18
Coding region: 103-2256 (717 amino acids)
Molecular function (GO): calcium ion binding; protein binding
Source: RefSeq, a predicted model, not a curated record